AUGAAUGCGAAGAGUGAUCAAAGAAAACGGCCUGUGGUCAACCUACUCAAACAGUACCCAGUGGACGAUCCGUCGAGGAGCAGCAAACAUGGGGAGGUCACGGAGGAAGUUGACCGAACUAUAGGGCGACGAGUAUGGAGGAUUUACGGGCUGAUUUCAGCAAACAACUUUGUUUGCUUUCCCAGCAUCAAAAAUAAAUAUGAAAGCUUAGGGAUUAAAGCAAAUUAUGUAUAUGUACAGUUUAAGCCCAUGGCAAAUAGGUUUUUCGUGCUACACUUCGACUUGAUGACAUGCAAAAAGCUGCCCAUACGGAUCACUGUAACAAAUCUUGUGAAAAAACCUAAAGACCUUCCCCGAUGCCUACGCCUGCAAGAAGCCUCUGAAACCGGACCAGAAGAACUUCUGCCCUGGGUAUACGUACCCAUCGGCUGUCGCUCGCCGGAAUGCAAUCAAAUAAGCUGUAGUACCACAGAUCGCAGCACGCCGGAGCCUCUUGAGGGUAUUUCACACAGGCAUACGUUUAUCGCUCCGUCAGAAAAUGACCUUGCACUAAUCUGCGUAAGCAUAGAAUUCUUCCCUGAGCUAAGAAUAGCUCAGGCAUGCAGUUAA
Messenger RNA from Cyclospora cayetanensis, 609 nucleotides. RefSeq names its product WD repeat-containing protein 90-like. Bases 1 to 609 code for a protein of 202 amino acids. The record is from RefSeq and is a predicted model, not a curated record. The transcript is spliced from 4 exons. Lineage: Eukaryota; Apicomplexa; Conoidasida; Eucoccidiorida; Eimeriidae.